Messenger RNA from Rhineura floridana, 914 nucleotides. It is a transcript of the gene ATP5PB, whose product is annotated as ATP synthase peripheral stalk-membrane subunit b. Lineage: Eukaryota; Metazoa; Chordata; Lepidosauria; Squamata; Rhineuridae. The transcript is spliced from 7 exons. Gene Ontology annotation, biological process: proton motive force-driven ATP synthesis. The record is from RefSeq and is a predicted model, not a curated record. Gene Ontology annotation, molecular function: proton transmembrane transporter activity. The coding region runs from base 87 to 848 and encodes 253 amino acids.
CUUUCUUUAAGGAGGCUGCCAUCUUGGGGUUGCCACCUGGAGGGUCACAGGGACGGGACGGGACGGGCAGCGCUGGUCAAGACGCGAUGCUGUCUCGUUUGGCCUUGCGUGCGCUGGCUCCGGCUGGCCUCAAGAGCUUGGCGCCCUCUCUAUCCGUGGGGAUAGUGCAAGUAUCAAGACCACUUCACUCAAGCCAGCAGCACUUGGCUCCUGUUCCACCUCUUCCAGAGACGGGAGGAAAAGUCCGCCAUGGAAUAAUCCCUGAAGAAUUUUUCCAGUUCUUAUAUCCCAAGACAGGAGUUACAGGCCCCUAUAUGUUUGGGACUGGGCUUCUGCUCUACCUUCUCUCAAAGGAAAUUUACAUAGUUAACCAUGAAACAAUAGCUGGAAUAUGCAUUGUGGGAAUUAUCAUAUAUGGAAUUAAGAAAUAUGGUGCAGAUGUAGCAGCUUUUGCUGACAAACUCACUGAGGAAAAAAUUGCAGGAAUAGCUGCUGUGAAAAAUGAUAUGAUGACCCAACUUGAGAAGGGUAUAGAAACUGAGAAGAAAGAGCAGUGGAGGAUUGAAGGUCGUCACUAUCUCUUUGAUGCCAAGCGGAACAAUGUCGCUAUGCUGCUGGAGAGUAACUAUAGAGAAAGGCUGCUCACUGUAUACAGAGAAGUGAAGAAGAGGCUAGAUUAUCAAGUGGCAUUACAGGAUCUCAAGCGGAGUAUGGAACAAGAUCACAUGAUCAACUGGGUGGAGCGAAAUGUUAGGCAGAGUAUUACAGCCCAACAGGAGAAGGAGAGUAUUGCUAAGUGUAUCUUGGACCUGAAGGUGCUGUCAAAGUCUGCACGAGUGGCUGUCUAAACACAAUUACUUAUGACCUCUUAAACCAUAUGAUUGCAAAUCAUAAUUAAAAUAUAUGUACCUUUU